Oryza brachyantha (malo sina) is the source of this 1524-nucleotide messenger RNA. RefSeq names its product E3 ubiquitin-protein ligase Os06g0535400-like. The transcript has a single exon. The record is from RefSeq and is a predicted model, not a curated record. Gene Ontology annotation, biological process: protein ubiquitination. Lineage: Eukaryota; Viridiplantae; Streptophyta; Magnoliopsida; Poales; Poaceae. Bases 374 to 1087 code for a protein of 237 amino acids.
CUCGUGGUCAUGCAUCGCUGCACGCGAUCGCAUCUCAAUUCAUUAGCGUGUCCUAAUCACCUUGCUUACGUGGAACCUCCGCUCUCCAGUUCCCCUGAUUCAGCACCGCUUCAUUUUCGUUCUAAUUCUUUGAUUUAUUUUCCCCUUGUUUACUGAAGUUACGUGUAAUUUUGAUUUUAAUUGGUUUGUUGACUUGUUCUCGCAAUUAGGGGGAGAAAAAAGAAGAGAUUUUUGGAGUUGGUGGGGGAGGAGAACUGUAGGAGGAGAUGGGCACCGGGGAUUCCUCGAGGUGAGGAGGAGGAGGAGGGGGAGGAGAGAAUCGUGUGAUGAGCGCGGCGGCGGCGGCGGCUGAGGAGGAGCGGCGGCGGCGGCGAUGGAGCUCCCGUGGCUGGAUCUGCCCUUCACCCUGCUGACGCUGCUGCUGGCGACGCGCCUCGCGUACGACUACUACGGCGCCGUCGCGGCCACCUUCACGGGGAGCUUCUCGCUCCAGAUCUUCCUCUUCUACUGCUUCGCGCGGUGGUACCGCAACACCAUCGCCGCCCGCGCCGACGGCGGCGCGGCACCGCAGGUAGCGGAGGAGGACGCGUCGCCGCCGGUGCUGACCCCGCUGCUGGAGUCCGGGGGCGGGGGCGGGGGCGCGGCGGCGUCGCUGGCGAACCGGUGCUUCGCGGUGGUGUUCAUGGUGUUCGUCCCGCUGGUGAUCGUGGUGUUCGAGCGGAGCCAGGCCGACGUGGUGGCCUACGCGCUCUGCCUCGCCAACAUCAUCGUUAUGGUCGUCUGGCUCUCGCCCGACGCCGCCGCGGACUCCGUGUCGGCCGCCACCAAGUCGUUCCUCCGCCUCAGCGACGACGAGGACGAAGGCAGCGGCAGCGGCAGCGGCCACGGCGAGGACAAGUGCUGCGUCUGCCUCGCCGGGAUGCGGGAGGGGCAGCCGCUCCGUGACCUGCCCCGCUGCGGCCACCGCUUCCACGCCAAGUGCAUCGGCAAGUGGCUCACGGCGCACCCGUCCUGCCCCGUCUGCCGGACCACGGCCGCGCCGCCGCCGCUCGCCGCCGACGACGACGACGCCAUCAGCCCGGUCUAGCUCCGCUUCUGUUGUUUGUGCUGCACAUAGUCUGACAAACAAACUCGGGUAAUUAAUUUCUUUGCACUAAAAAUCUAAAAUUGCUCGAUAUUUUUUUCUUAAAUGCGUACUGUAUAUAGAUGUAUAGUUCUAUACUUGUAUGAUUGAUUUUUUUUUUCACGUAUGAACUGGAAAUUGUUAGUGUAAUCUGUGAAAUUUUUUGGUGCUAUAUUACUCUCUCAAGAUUGAAGAUUGUGAUAAGAAUUCUGUUGGCUGUUUCGUAAAAGGCACAAUCUUUGUGCAUUCUGUUCAUACAAAAAGAGAAGAGAAAAGAAAGGAUUCUCUUGGAUGGUGACUGAUAAUGACCAAUAAAUUUUGACCAAAAAAAAGGAAUAAAUGAGUUGAUAUGCACCAUGCCUUAUAUUGCGAAUAACUCGUUUUUGAGAGGAAUAUCUUGC